This is a messenger RNA of Parascedosporium putredinis, 225 nucleotides long. The record is from the annotation of a GenBank genome assembly. Lineage: Eukaryota; Fungi; Ascomycota; Sordariomycetes; Microascales; Microascaceae.
AUGCAUGGUCCCGCAUACACUACUCUGCAGUGGCCUGCACAGCGACAAGAGCCGGCCGGCUCUUCGUUUCCAUGUAGAGCGCGCGGUGGCCCAAUAGCUGCCGACGAAGCUUUAAAGAUUGAUAAACACUGCGUUCAAGAGCAUGACCCUGGCGAAGUUGAUUGUGGCCUGCUGUCGGGCGAAUCGGCGCUAGACCAACAAAAUUCGCCCCCUCCCAACUGUUGA